UCCUCGCCUACUACUUCACGGAGCUGAAGGAGGAUCAGGUCAAAAAGAUUGAUAAAUACCUUUACGCCAUGCGGCUCUCUGACGAAACGCUGAUAGACAUUAUGGCUCGCUUCAGGAGGGAGAUGAAGAACGGCCUCUCCAGAGAUUUUAACCCGACGGCUGCAGUGAAGAUGCUUCCUACAUUUGUGAGGUCCAUUCCUGAUGGUUCAGAGAAAGGAGAUUUCAUUGCACUGGAUCUUGGUGGUUCUUACUUCCGAAUUCUGCGGGUGAAGGUAUCGCAUGAAAAGAAGCAGACUGUACAAAUGGAAAGCGAAAUUUAUAACACGCCUGAGGAUAUCAUGCACGGCAGCGGAACACGGCUUUUUGAUCACGUUGCAGAAUGCCUGGGAGACUUUAUGGAGAAACAACAAAUCAAAGACAAGAAAUUACCAGUUGGGUUUACAUUUUCUUUCCCAUGUCGACAGUCCAAGCUAGAUGAGGGCAUUCUGAUAACCUGGACGAAGCGCUUCAAAGCCAGUGGAGUGGAGGGAGCAGAUGUUGUGAGGCUGCUUAACAGAGCCAUCAAGAAACGAGGGGACUACGAUGCAGAUAUCAUGGCUGUGGUGAAUGACACUGUCGGGACUAUGAUGACCUGUGGUUUUGAUGACCAGCGUUGCGAAGUUGGCUUGAUCAUUGGCACUGGCACCAAUGCCUGUUACAUGGAGGAGAUGCGGCACAUCGACCUGGUGGAAGGGGACGAGGGCAGGAUGUGCAUUAACACGGAGUGGGGGGCCUUUGGAGACGAUGGCUCGCUAGAAGACAUCAGGACUGAGUUCGAUCGAGAGAUUGACCGUGGAUCCCUUAAUCCUGGGAAGCAGCUGUUUGAGAAGAUGGUCAGUGGUCUGUACAUGGGGGAGCUGGUGAGGCUCAUCCUGGUGAAGAUGGCCAAGGAGGGGCUGCUCUUUGAGGGGAGAAUUACCCCUGAGCUUCUCACCAAAGGGAAGUUUGAGACAAAGCAUGUUUCUGCCAUAGAAAAGAGCAAAGAAGGUUUGAAUAAAGCCAAAGAGAUUUUAACUCGCCUGGGGGUGGAGCCGUCCCACGAGGACUGCAUCGCCGUCCAGCACGUCUGCACCAUCGUGUCCUUCCGCUCGGCCAACCUGGUGGCCUCCACAUUGGGUGCCAUCCUCAACCAGCUGCGGGAUAACAAAGGGGUCGGCCGGCUCCGGACCACCGUGGGAGUUGACGGCUCCCUCUACAAGAUGCAUCCGCAGUAUGCCCGGCGUUUGCACAAAACCACCCGUCGCUUGGUGCCCGACUCAGAAGUGCGGUUCCUGCUGUCGGAGAGCGGCAGCGGGAAGGGAGCGGCGAUGGUGACGGCAGUGGCAUACCGGCUGUCGGAACAGCACCGGCUCAUCGACGAGACGCUGGCUGAGUUCAAGCUCACCCACGAGCAGCUGCUGCAGGUGAAGAAGAGGAUGAGGGCAGAGAUGGAAGCGGGGCUGAAGAAGAAGACACACGAGACUGCCAAAGUGAAAAUGCUGCCAACCUUUGUCCGCAGCACGCCAGAUGGGACAGAGAAUGGAGACUUUCUGGCACUUGACCUUGGAGGGACAAACUUCAGAGUUUUGCUGGUGAAAAUCCGCAGCGGUAAAAGGAGAACAGUUGAGAUGCACAACAAGAUCUAUGCCAUUCCGAUAGAGGUGAUGCAGGGAACAGGAGAAGAGCUGUUUGAUCACAUUGUUACCUGCAUUUCGGACUUCCUGGAUUAUAUGGGGAUAAAAGGUGCACGUCUUCCUCUUGGCUUCACGUUUUCCUUCCCUUGCAAGCAGACCAGUCUGGAUGCUGGUAUCCUUCUCAAUUGGACAAAAGGCUUCAAAGCUACAGACUGUGAGGGAGAAGAUGUGGUGUAUUUGCUUAGAGAAGGAAUUAAAAGAAGAGAGGAGUUUGACUUGGAUGUGGUGGCCGUGGUGAACGACACAGUGGGCACGAUGAUGACUUGUGCUUACGAAGACCCAAACUGUGAAAUCGGACUCAUUGUGGGAACUGGCAGCAAUGCCUGUUACAUGGAAGAGAUGAGAAACAUAGAGAUGGUGGAUGGUGAGCAAGGACGGAUGUGUGUGAACACGGAGUGGGGAGCAUUCGGGGAUAACGGAUGCCUGGACGACAUCAGGACGAUAUAUGACAAAGCGGUUGAUGACUAUUCGCUAAAUGCUGGAAAGCAAAGGUACGAGAAAAUGAUCAGUGGGAUGUACCUCGGGGAAAUAGUCCGCAAUAUUUUGAUCGACUUCACCAAACGGGGGUUCCUGUUCAGGGGCCAGAUUUCAGAGACGCUGAAGACCAGACAUAUCUUUGAAACUAAGUUCCUCUCUCAGAUUGAGAGCGACAGGUUAGCCUUGCUGCAAGUGCGAGCCAUCCUCCAGCAGCUGGGGCUGAACAGCACCUGUGACGACAGCAUCAUCGUCAAGACGGUGUGCGGAGCGGUGUCGAGGCGAGCGGCUCAGCUGUGCGGCGCUGGAAUGGCCGCGGUUGUAGAUAAAAUUAGGGAGAACAGAGGGUUAGAGCACCUGGAGAUAACGGUUGGUGUGGAUGGGACUCUGUACAAACUACAUCCGCACUUUUCGAGGGUCAUGCACCAAACAGUCAAAGACCUGGCGCCCAACUGCGACGUGACCUUCCUGCUGUCGGAGGACGGCAGUGGGAAAGGGGCAGCGCUCAUCACAGCGGUGGGAUGCAGGCUUCGCGACGCUGAGCAGAACUGAACUCCACAAUCCUGGCCCCGAUUCUGUCUUGUGAGCACUUUCUCAUAAAGCAGCGACUGCGUAGUCAGAACUGGUAAAAACCCAGAACUCACUGCUUUAUCGGGGAAAAAAAAAAAUACAACUAAUGACAUAAAAAAUAGGAUACAAGAUAGAAUGUGUGCUGUUAAUAAUAUCUCCUGUUUCUGGACCCCAAUCUGCAUGUUUCUUAUUCACCUUGUUGGUACCUUCCCCAUCUGUAGGUCAUGGAAAAAUCAGUCUAUAAUUUCUGCAGCUGUCAGGAAUCGAUUGUUGUCCGAGACGAAGUUGCCCCCAAGUGAUGUGCGUUGAGAGCUACCAUUGCAUCGUACCAAAUGUAUUCUUUGCAGCAUCCCUGUUAAGCACACCGCCAGCACGCUGACCACCAGAUCUGGGUGUUGAUGCUUUUAGCAAAGGGGAAGCAACAGUUCCCUCCCACGUAUCUACCUGCUGUUGUUUCGUCUAAAGCGAUUGUGAAAAAAUUGCGGUGUGUCAGCACUGUGCACGCACGUAACUCUAUAGUGGGACUUGACAACACGACUUACUUGCUUCCUUGAUGCCUGUUUUGUCACGGUAAAAGUAAACGCCUUCGUCCCACAGAUCUGGUUCCACUGGUAUUUCCCAUUUGCUUCUGUGAAUAGUGUCGUGUUACUGGGCGAAAUCUGUCAUGUUUCGGCAAGAAACCCCUAAAGAGUAAAACAAAAGCGGUUGGUGAUUGGGGUAAUCCAAAUCUCCAGACCCGGGAAAUUGACCAAUUUAUGGUCCUUAGGCGGGCAGUGUUGUAUUCUUCUGUUCAGGAAUUCUUAUAAACAAAUAUUUUCUAUCUCUUCUUGUUAGUCUAGGUCGGGGCGCUGCAGCUGCCCUUCUGCCGAAUCUGCAGCUGGACGGCGUCACUCGGAUGCGUGUGCUUCCGUCUCUCGCCUUAAAUGGGUAUUCGCUUCCACACAGAGCUUUAAUCUUUAAUACUGUUAAGCAGCCACUCAAAACACAAACACUCAGCCAGAGCUAGUGAUCAGAAGGGAAUAGAAGGGCUUGAUGUUGAUGUCGCCUUUGAGGACCCGGGCAUGUAAACUAAACGAUCCUCAAAACCAAAAUCAGACCCGGCUUAUUCCAAGGACUAAGCAGCAAAGAUCAUACAUACACUUGGUGUAUCCUGUCCUCUGUUGAGUCGAUGCCAUUAUUACAUUUGCGUACCAGCUGUGUUACUUAAAUUGAGAAGCAGUUAGGAAGGCAAACAAUGAAGAACAUUCGCAAGUCACGCCACUUUCUGCAGAGGGAGACCGCACGAUGAUCCUUAAUUCCCGCUCUUCUACCAAAAAUGAUUUUGAGGUGUCUGCAUGGUUUUCCCUGCUGCCUUUUCCUGCAGAAAGUAGAUGGAAACUUGCAGGCCACUCCUCUUUGUCCUUGUUCCACUCCCCUAAGAUUUGGAUUGCCCUACCUAUCGAUAACAUUUCAGUAUGCAUUAUGGUGCACUGUGAGUGAAUGUUGUAAAGUAACGUGAGUCACAAACAGUCAUUGCAGCUUUAAGUGUGUGUCUACCUGAAAAAUUGCACGCCUAACUGGUUUUGCAAAGGUAGAGAGUCUUUUUACUUUGCACACUAGUAGCUCCGAUACUAGUGUUACGUGAUACUUGUGAAAAUAUUAAACUUGUUUGAUGUGCGUUAA
Molecule: messenger RNA, 4418 nt
Organism: Apaloderma vittatum (bar-tailed trogon)
Lineage: Eukaryota; Metazoa; Chordata; Aves; Trogoniformes; Trogonidae
Gene: HK1
Product: hexokinase 1
Exons: 18
Coding region: 69-2738 (889 amino acids)
Biological process (GO): glucose 6-phosphate metabolic process; glycolytic process; intracellular glucose homeostasis
Cellular component (GO): mitochondrion; cytosol
Molecular function (GO): glucokinase activity; fructokinase activity; D-glucose binding
Source: RefSeq, a predicted model, not a curated record